AUGGAACUUGAAGUUGAUAGCUAUGUUUAUAGUAGAGAAUAUGAUGAAAUAAUUUACGAGUCUGAUACGUCAGACAUCAAAUUGUGUGAUAGCAUACUUAGUGUUAAUUAUGGGAAAUUUCUAAAGGUUAUGAGUGGAAGCAAUUUUAAACCUUUAAAAAGGGAUCUAUUUAACAACACAGAUAAUAAAUUUUGUAGGAAAUCAGUCGAUGAUAACACAACAAGUGAUAAUAUAAAUAUUAAUGAUGUAACAACACUAUCUGCCAGAUGUCCAACAUAUUUAUCAUAUGUAAAAUGCAUAUAUUCAAAUUAUAUCCAACCUCUAUCAUAUCAUACACAUUAUAAAACGUAUACAAAUGACUUUCUAAAGUUUAUCGAUGAUGGAAUAAAGAGUGAGGUUAGAUCUGUAUUUGUGAAAACUAGGGGCGGUGAUCUAUCUUUCCAUUUGAGACAAGUAUUAUUUCAAUUUUGUCAAUUCAUAAGUUAUGCAUGUCCCAAAUUACUAGAUUCAUUUGCCGUUAUACAUAAAUUACAAGGUCAAGAUUGGUAUAAUAACUUUGCCUGCAGCGCAUUUGAUUACAUUACACCUAUAGGCAAUUUUAAUGAUUUAUUUGAUACUUCUAUUGAAGGUGUAAAUGAAAUAACUGUGAAAGAAUUUGUUAAAUUGGAAAUUGACGCCUAUAUUAAUUUUGAAUAUAGGUCUGAUUAUAUAAAGGACUGGCAACGUGGAAAAAUUAAUAAUAAUCUAAUUUAUACAACUAUAGGUACAUUGUACGAUGUCCCUAUAAACGAUCAAUUCAAUUUGAAUGAAUUUUUCUUCGAAUAUUGUGUUGAAUUAUGCGCCUAUUUGUCACGACUAGCAAACUUGAAGAAUUAUUAUUCUAAAGAAGGAUUGGCCAGGUUUUAUUUUAUCUGUGCACAUAGGGAAAUUGAUUGUAACGUUAUUUGUGGUGUAUGCAAUUAA
Molecule: messenger RNA, 963 nt
Organism: Babesia microti strain RI
Lineage: Eukaryota; Apicomplexa; Aconoidasida; Piroplasmida; Babesiidae
Exons: 3
Coding region: 1-963 (320 amino acids)
Source: RefSeq, a predicted model, not a curated record